Messenger RNA from Nanorana parkeri, 5811 nucleotides. RefSeq names its product programmed cell death 11 (gene PDCD11). The coding region runs from base 83 to 5461 and encodes 1792 amino acids. The transcript has 37 exons. Gene Ontology annotation, molecular function: protein binding; RNA binding. Gene Ontology annotation, biological process: rRNA processing. Gene Ontology annotation, cellular component: small-subunit processome; nucleus; nucleolus. The record is from RefSeq and is a predicted model, not a curated record. Lineage: Eukaryota; Metazoa; Chordata; Amphibia; Anura; Dicroglossidae.
ACACGUGGGUAUGAUCGCUGUGUGUAUCUGUGAGGGAACCGGACAGUGACGGGGAAGAGUACGAUACCCAGAAAGAAAGGAAAUGGAGGAGUGUUUUCCCCGUGGGGGGACCGUGAAGACGUCUAAGGAAACGGACAUUAAAAAGAGGCCUAGAGAGGAUGACAACUUGUUUUCUACCUUCCAUGAAGAAGAGGAGGCAUCUAUUAGGAAGAAGAAGAAGAAAGAACUGAAGGAAACUCAAACGGCAGUCCAGCAUGAAAAGAGUUCAUUCACAAAAGUGAAAGCACUGGAGCUAUUACAGUAUAAGGACCUGAGCGUUGGGAUGCUGUUUCUUGGAUGCAUCAAAGAAGUCAAAGAUUUUGAACUGGUUAUAAGCUUGCCCUAUAAUCUCAUAGGCUUUGUUCAAGCAACAAAUAUCUGUGAGGCCUACACAAAAAUGCUUAAUAAACAAGUUGAGAAAGAGGAGCCUCUGGAGGGUCUAAUGCCUCUUUCUGAAUUGUAUUCUCCGGGAAUGCUGGUCCGAUGUGUCAUUAGCAAUUUGGAGACCACAUCUGGCGGUUUCAACAGCAUCAAAUUGUCCUUGAACCCAAAACUCAUCAAUGGGGAUCUUGUUCCAUCUUCUCUGCACACUGGCAUGUAUCUCACAGGUCUUGUGUCCAGCGUGGAGGACCAUGGUUAUCUCAUGGAUUUGGGCAUUAGUGGUACUAAAGCUUUCCUACCCCUAAAGAAGGCUGAAGUUUUUAUAAACCAGAGAACCAAAGGAACUGCACUGACAGUAGGGCAAUAUCUAGACUGUGUGAUUGAUCAGGUGAAGAAUGGUGGAAGAGUCUUGCGUCUGUCAGCCAGCCAGUCCGAAGUGGCUGCAGCCAUUGCCACAGAUGAACAGAAGUGGACUUUGAAUAACCUGCUUCCGGGCUUAGUGGUGAAAGCUGAGAUUCAAAAGAUCUUCCAUGACCACAUCACUGUAUCCUUCUUGUCAUCCUACACGGGAUUAGUGGAUUUCUUGCAUUUGGAACCCAAAAAAGUAAACUUAUACCAGAAAGAUCAGAUAGUUAAAGCUUGCAUCCUGUGGAUUGACAAAACUUCCAAGACCAUAAGACUGACCUUACGCAAGACUUUCCUGCAGCCAGGGAACCUGAUAAAGCAGCUUUCCAGUAACUGGAACGGCACUGUUCAUGAGAAUUGUACAGUAAAAACAUUGUAUAAGAAUGCAGGAGCUGUGUUUGAGCUGGAUGAGGAAACAACGGCUUUCGCACCUAAAUUCCAUCUGCUUUCAAAGGACGCAAGUAAUCUAAAUAAGUAUAAAGAAGGAACAGUCCACACUGGACGAGUAACGGGGUUUAGUCCCAUGGAUGAGACAAUUGUGCUUUCUUUAAAGGAGAGAGUCAUUGAAGAACCUUUUUGGAAGCAUGAGGACAUACAUGCUGGACAACUUCUAGAGGGAACUGUUAACAAGAUCGAUACUGAAGGAAUAACCGUGAAUAUCACCAAACGCAUUAGUGGUCUCGUACCAAAUCUCCACAUGGCAGAUGUCACCUUGAAGCAUCCAGAGAAGAGAUACACUCCUGGGAAGACCAUCAAAUGCCGGGUUCUAAAUGUGGAUCCAUCAGCCAAAAAGCUGAUCCUCACCCGAAAGAAAACCAUGAUCAAUUCAAAAUUGCCAGUAAUUGCCAGUUUCCAUGAUGCAAAACCUGGCAUGAUCACUCAUGGUUUCAUCUGGGCAGUGAAAGACUUUGGAUGCAUUGUUAAAUUCUAUAAUAAUGUCACUGGAUUGGCACCAGCUCGAGAGUUAAGCUCGCAGUUUAUCCCAUCAAUACAAGACGCCUUUUAUAAGGGACAGGUGAUCAAGGUGCGGGUGCUGGAGUGUGACCCUGAAAAAGAGACAUUGAUUCUGUCCUUCAGGAUUAUUGAAGAAAACGACAAUGAAGAUCAGGAAGACAGUACAGUAUGGAGAAACCAUUUAAAUUGGCAAGAACCUGGAAAGAUAGUAGACGUGAGAAUUGCAAGCAAGACCGAUACGGAGUUGAAAGUAUUAAUUCUGCCUAAGGAGACCCCAGCAGUACUUCCCAAAUUUCACCUCUCAGAUCAUAUGGCCAACUGUGAGCUUCUCUUCCACUGUUUCAAGGAGGGUGACGAGCUAAGCCAAGUGAUGUGUCUGAACAGCCCCAAAGGGCAAACUAUAUUGACCAGAAAACCCACAAUCAUCUCCUUUGUGGAGGAGGGGUCUUCUGUAAAAGAUUUCUCUGAAGUUCAGGUUGGAAUGUUUCUCACUGGAUUUGUCCGAAACAUCAUGUCCUAUGGAGUGUUUGUGGAAUUCUUAGGUGGACUGGUCGGACUGGCCCCCAUCUCAGAAGUCAGUAACACGUUUGUGACCGACCUCAAUGACCAUUUUGUACAAGGGCAGACUGUUGUUGCCAAGGUAACGAACGUCGAUGAGCAAAAAAAACGCUUUCUGUUGACCCUAAAGAUGUCCGAGUGCGCCUCUGAUGACUGCUCAGCCGAGAACGUCUCAAGGAUCAGGCAAUGUUUCAAUGAGCUGCAGUUUUCCAGGGACCUAAUAAAAAAAACACAUGAAGUGGAUGAGGGAAAGACCGUCUUUUCUCUAGCACCAGGGAAAAAAUUGAUCCUCGUUGUUGAAAAAUUAGAAGAAAACGGUUCAGUUCUGUUCAAUCCUGGCAAAGUCCCUGGAGCCCAGAUGAUAUCAGCUGUUCAACACAAGGACAAAGAAAAACCUUUAACUGUAGGACAGAAAGUCAAGGCUGUGGUUCUACAUGUUGACAUAUUGAAGGCCCAUGUUUAUGUCUCUGUGGAUGAAGCUUUGGUAAAGAAAUGUAACGAAAAUGUAAAAAAUUCAGUGCAUUCCGCAUUCGUACAGCAUUUGUCAGAAGAAUUUGCAGUCGUGUCUUUGAAUGAUACUUCGAACCUCGCGGCUGUCCCACUUAAGCGUCACUUUAAUGACACUUUCCGGUUUAAGACAGAAAGGCUAAGUCUAGGACAGAAAAUCUCAGUGACCAUAUUGUCGGGGGAUGCCCAUGAACACGGACUCCUAUUGGCAGUGCAGAAUUCCAGCUCAGGAAAGGAAAAGCUGCCAAUGAACUUUGCGAAACGAACAUCGUGUCUUGGAGAAUUGAUCACCGGGACUGUGAAAAGCAUCAAGCCCACCAGUGUGUUGGUGUCAAUUACAGAUAAACUAAUUGGCACCAUCCAUGCCUCUCAGAUCAUGGAGCAUGUUCCUGCAGGUGUCAUGCCUACAUCCAAGCUGAGGCCUAAGCAGAGUGUGACUUGUCGUGUGAUUGGAGGACGAGAUGUCAAGACACACAGGUUCCUUCCCAUUUCUCACCCACACCUGAUGCGGUCAAUUCUAGAACUCAGUGUUCUUCCCAGUCUUUUGAGUACUGAGGCGACAGUUGAAAAGCAAAAACCUCUGAAAAUGUACUCAUCAGGUGAUGUGCUGACCUGCUAUGUAGCCAAGUAUAUCAAGGAGAGUGAAUGUCUAGAGGUGGAACUCUCUCCUGGGAUUCGUGGCAAAGUAGAACGGCUGCUCCUAGCAUCUUCUUUGAAGGUUUUGAGGCAUCCAGAGAAACAUUUCAAGAAAGGCCAGGCGCUGUCCGCCACUGUGGUUCACGUGGAUGACUCUCGUAAAAAGCUUUCCUUGUCAUUAACAGACAUCCACACUCUGACAGAGGGUUGUGUCACUUAUGGCUGUGUGAAGAGUGUACUUCCCAGUUUAGGCCUACAGAUAACCUUACCAUUUGGAAAGACCGGGAGAGCUAAUUUCUUUCAGUUAAACGACUGCUAUGAUGAGGUCUCCCUGGAGAAGUUCACCGUUGGAAUGUUUGUAAGGUGUUGCAUACUCACUGUUGGAAGUAAAAUAGAUGUGUCCCUAAGAGAAUCUCGAACAAAUCCUAAAAGUGUCAGCAAACAGAUAGAUGAAGACAUUCCUUCUAUUGACUGUCUGAAGGAAGGGCAGCUCGUUAAAGGUUUUGUCAGUGGAAUUACAGCGAAAGGAGUGUUUUUGAAGAUAUCCAGCUCAACUGAUGGUCAUAUUUUGUUCAAGAAUAUUACCUCUUAUUAUGUUAAAGAUCUAGAGAUGUAUAAGCCGCACAUUUUUGAAGGAAAGUUGCUUACUGCCAAGGUUAUUUCCAUAGAUAAAGAGGAGAAUCACUUAGAGCUGUCACUUCUUUCUAAGGAUACUGGAAAUCCUGAUAUUAUUCCAGAGUCUGCUGGCUUCACCUUAAGGUGCAAGAAGGGAGAUAAAAACAAGAGAAGACGGACAGACACUGAAAGUGAAGACAAGAUCCCUAACAAGAAGAAAUCCCGGCAGUCACAGGAUGAUGAAGACAGUGGAGUUGAGGUUCAUUACCGAGAACAGGAGACGGAAAAUGAGGUUAAGGUUAAGCAGCCUGGGUCUCAGGAGAAGACAUCUUCUGCUGGCAGUAAGUCUCCCCCACCUCGGCUGCAGGUUUCCUCCGGCUUUUCUUGGGACGUCAGUCUAAAUACUCUCAAAACUCCUUUAACCGAUGGAAAGGAAAGCCGCUCAGACAGUGAGGAAGAUGAAGAGGAGCGCCCCAAGAAAAAGAGCAGCCAGACAAAACAGGAAAAAGUGAAGAAACAAGCUGGAAAAGAUGCCACAGAUACAAGUCAGGAACCAAAGUCCGUUAAUGAAUUUGAACGCCUCGUCAUUGGCUCGCCUAACAUCUCUGCUAACUGGAUUCAAUACAUGGAUUUCCACCUCCAGGCCACAGAGCUGGAGCAAGCACGAGCUGUGGCAGAAAGAGCGCUGCAGACUAUUUACUUCAGGGAGGAGCAGGAAAAGCUUAAUGUAUGGGUGGCCAUGCUGAACAUGGAAAAUACAUAUGGCACAGAAGAGACCUUACUGAAGGUGUUUGAACGAGCCGUUCAGUACAACGAUCCAUUAAAAGCAUUCCAGCACUUUGUGGACAUUUACAUAAAGUCAGAAAAGUUUAAGGAGGCAGGUGAGCUGUUCAACACAAUGAUAAAGCGAUUCAAACAGGAAAAGUCUGUGUAUUGGAAAUAUGCCACGUUUCUUCUUAAGCAAGGCCAGUCAGAGUCUGCUCAUCGCCUAUUGCAGCGGGCACUGAAAUGUGUUCCAGAAAAAGAGCAUGUUGAUUUAAUUUCAAAGUUUGCCCAGUUAGAGUUCAACCUGGGUGAUCCUGUGCGAGCCAAGGCUUUGUUUGAAAGCACACUGAGCAGCUAUCCAAAACGAACAGACAUCUGGUCUGUAUAUAUCGACAUGAUGGUAAAGCAUGAAAACCAAAAAGAAAUCAGAGAGAUAUUUGAGCGCGUUAUCCACCUCAGUUUGGCAGCAAAAAAGAUCAAAUUUUUCUUCAAGCGUUAUCUAGAGUAUGAGAAGAAACACGGCAAUGAGAAGACCGUUCAGGCUGUGAAGGAGAAGGCUCUUCAAUACGUCGAAUCGAAGAGUUCUGUGGACACAAGCUAGAGCUAUCUGCACUAAAGGACUCUUUACUAACAUUGUACAGAUGUGGAAAAUAGCACAUGCGCAUUUUAUACAAUCCUCCCUGAGAGACUUGUUUGUGUGGCUGUGUAAAUCACAUGGCUUUUUAUAUAACCGCUUCCUUUAGGCUUUUUUCUGUCUGUAAGAAAUAAUGAAAUUCAGAUGUUCCACAUUAGAACUUCAGAAGCCACGCAGAGGAAAAAGCCAAGAGUCAAUUUCCAGGAUGAAGAACUUUUAUUGUAUUAUCACUGGCGUUUUGUACAUUGCUGAUUUCUGUUUCAGAUGUCACAAUAAAUAAAUGCCAUGACUUCAGAUAUACCUUGUGAAGUAAGUAC